UGACGUUAGGGUAUGUGGAACUAUGGGGCGGGGGUGGUGACCUUAUAUACUGCGCUCUUAUACUGUUAUAACCACGCAGCUUAAAGUUAACGUUCGUUUAGCACAGAGUGCGCCGUUUUAGUAAGGGUCGGUGGCGGUGUCGAGCAGGCGCGCUCGACAACGAUUUUCCCCGCUCGUGGACGGGGAAACAGCGGUGCAAGCCAACGAACACACAUACACACACACACACACAAACAUAAUUUCACGCAAAAGUACGCAACACACCACUGCGACACAUCAUUCCUCCCAACUUUAUAGCGCUAGUGCGUCCACCUACAUUAUAUUAUAUACUACCACUGUCACCACAAUAUCCGGCGUUGGCGCGGCGAUCGUUGAACGCGAACCGCACUGUCCGCUGCAGAUUUGUCGUCGCUCGUACUAAACAUGUUGCUGCUGCUGCGGUGAACGGGAGAAUAAUCGAAUAUACUCGCAGUGUGUAGCGAGUGGUUCCGAUCGGGAGACCUGGAUAUCGGGCAAAUGGCACCCAGGGACAACCAGGAGCUGGUGCCGCUUACCGACGGCAGCGGCCGUCCAAACGAUGACGACGAGCUGGAAGGCCAACAUACGCAGAAGAGAUCGACCGCCACGUGUUUAGACGACAACGGCAGUGACAGCAAAGGGCUGACAAACAGAACGCCGAUAAACGAUAUGAAGACGUCCAUGCUCGCCUGUCAGCAGGUCAUCGGACUCGGCACUCUCUGGAGAUUUCCCUACGUGUGCCUCAAGUAUGGUGGUGGUACUUUUUUAAUACCAUAUAUGGUUAUUAUGUGCUUAGUGGGUUAUCCAUUACUUAUUAUGGAAAUCGGAAUCGGUCAAAAAUUGAGACAUAAUAGUAUAACAAUAUGGACAACAAUUAAUCCUCAAUUAGGAGGUAUUGGCAUGGUUAUAUGCUUAGUUAAUAUCGCUAUGUUUUGCUAUUAUGGAACUAUCAUAACUUGGGGAAUUAAGUAUAUGAUUGACAUGAAUAAGUUUCCAGAAUUGUGGCCCCCACAUGGUCAACCAUCUAUUGAUCCCAAAAGAUCUCAGUCAUUCUGGCACAAGACUGUAUUAAACGUAACAAGUUCUAUGGAUGAAACUAGUGAGAUACAAACGGUCCAAGCAUUUUCAUUGUUUUUCACUUGGUUUUCUUUAGCUAUAAUGCUGACAGCAGCUUGGAUUACAUUUAAAAACAAGUAUAUACAAGCACUCAUUAAUUUUUCGAAUUCAAUGUUUCAAAGUUUACCGUUUUAUAUUCAAAUCAUGACAUGUGUAAUCCCGCCUUUUUUGUUAAUUGUUGUAUACAUUGUUGAAUCAGGUUAUGGGUAUAUUAGCUUCUUGUAUAUCACGUCAGUAGAGCUAAAAGACUUGUUGGUUUUCCCGAUUUGGGUUGAUGCAGUUAUCCAAGUAUUUUGUUCUUUGGGAUUAGUGCAUGGUUCAUGGACGUCUUUCGGUUCAUCUUCUAAACGUAAAAGCAAUUUUCUGUUGACUGCUACAGUAGUGGUAUCUUUCAGUUUCAUUUUAGUAUUUGUGUGGACUUGGUUUAUAGUUUCCACAAUAAUACCAAAUGUAUUACAAGACAUUAAAAAUUGCGUAAUCGGAUCAGCUUACAAGUGGGAUAAUUCUAAAGACAUGCCUGCACACAUAUUUUAUAGCAAUAAUUAUGAUGCACUAAUUGCUAGUCGAAAAUUAGACGAUACAUUGAUGAGUUUUGAUGUACAAGAAUGUAAUAUGGAAAAUCAAUUUAAAUUGGCUAGUAAUGGUAUUGGCCUAAUUUUUAUAGCCCUCGGAGAGUUUACCACAAGUUUUUCGUUUGAGAAAAUUACUGGCUAUCAAACCAAAAUUGUCAUUAACAUUCCACAAAUAUUAAUUCUUACAAUUGGUACAGCAUGGUUGAUACGUUUAUUAAGCUGGUUUGUCUGGGCACUUGCUGAAGUUAAAUGUUUAAAAAAAAUGUCUAAAUUUUGUAUUUCAAGCGUACUUUGUACAAUAUGUUGUGUCUGUGGAUUGGUAUUUACUACUAGAACGGGUGUUUAUUGGCUGUCAUUAUACAAUGAAGUUUUUAUCAACCCAUGUUUAACGGUGUUAGCUCUUUGUGAGGUUCUAAUUAUUGUAUUCAUUUAUGGAUAUAAACAAUUUUUACUUGAUAUUUAUGAUAUGACUGGACAUACAAUUGGUCGUCUAUCUAUUUUCAUCUGGAGACAUAUUACUCCAAUGUUGCUGAUAUUAACAUUCUCAUCUAUAUUGACGGUUGGCAUUUUAGAUGGUUUCAGAUAUGAAGUUUGGACACAUAGAAGUAAUUUCUUAACGAAGAUGAGGUAUCCAUACUGGGCUCAACUUAUAAUUUGGGCGAUUACAGCUAUAUGUCUUCUAUUAAUAUUAGCGUUCUGCAUGGUGGAUAGUCGACAAAACCUUACUUUCAAAUUUUUAGAAUCUCUAAAUAAAGCAAAAAAAACUACUUGUGGACAUAUCAAGCGAUCAGACUCAGGGUUGUCUGGAAAAGGAAUUAUAACAGAAAUUGAUUUUGACGAUUGUCAUGAUUCAGAAAAUGAUGAGGAGUUAGAUACUUCAAUAGCCCAAGCUCCAGUACGUAUGUAUAAAAUUGAGGUUCUCGAUUCUUGGAAAUCUGCUAGAGGUCAAGUUUACCUUUAAUAUGGGACUUUAUACACGUCAUGAAGUUAUAAUUAUGUUGUAAUAUUUUAUUAAUUAAAUGUUAACAUCUAUACUAUGAUUAUAUUAUGCAUCGAUGUGAUUUAAAUUUUAAACUACCUAUACAUUAAUUUAAAUAACUAUAAAUCUAUUUUCAAUUAAAUGUAUUUCGCAUAGGUAUACUAGCUAUAUGUAGUAACUAGUAGAUACUAUCUAUCUAUAUUCAUUUAGUGAAUUCGAUAUCAAUAUCAUUUGUUUUCCAAAAUGACUUAAAGACCUAUUCAUGACUUAUCUUGAUGUAAUAUAUAUAUACCUUAUAUAAAUAAUAAUAUGCGUGAAGUAUCUAUUAACAAAAGGAUAAAGGCCAAAUUGUUUAGAUCAAACUAUUGAAGCAGUAGUUCUGCGAAUAUAAUAUUUGUGACUGACUAAAUUUUUAUAAGUACUUAAAUUUUUGAACAAAUGUAUUAAUAUUACAUAACAUAAUCGAAGUACCUGUGACCUGCCAACUAUUAGCGAAAAUAGACUAAUGAUUAGUGAAGAAGCAAAUGUAUUGCUCACUUAAAUCUGCUAAUUACUGUUACACUAUAAGCUCUAAUGAAUUAACAAUUAAGAAAAACAUGUAAGUGUUGUGAAUAGAACAUAUUUAAAAGAAAUAUAGGUAAUAUAAAUUAAAAAUAAACAUAAUAUUGUAAAUUGUAAUAACAUGAAAGUCUUAUGCAUUAUACAUAAUAUAACAUAAUAUAUGAUAUGUAUUUCUAGAAAUUCCAUAUUUUCUUGAACAAAAUAUUUUGUAUACGAUUUAAAAGAUUGUUAUUAAAUAUAGAAGAUUUUCGUGUGCCUACAUUUUAAGAUUAAAUUAAAUUAUAUAAAGAUCACACUAUAGAAUGUAAUAAUAAGUAUACUGAUCACAAAGUUAAAUUGUGCAUGGCAUAUGUUUACAUUUUUAAAUCCCCACCGAAGUCACCAAUUUCUAUUGUCAAAAUAAUAAAAAUAUAAUAGGUAUACUGUUAUGUUCUCGGGCACUUUGUUGCUCUUAAGAAAUGCAUCCAUGUGAAAGUUAAUGUUUAGCGUUACGCGAGUGGGAACUUCAAAGCACCACAAUAAAAGCACAAAUUAAUCAUUUGACCAAUAUUACGACUACGACAUCACAAUGCGUUUGUAACUAUAUUUAUUUUCAUUUUCGUAAUUGAAUGCCAAUUUUCUGAGAUCGAUUUUAGUUUUUGAUCAACACUAUCGUAAGCAUUCAGCUUCACGCUGUGUGUUUAGCUCUUUGUAUGCUUCAAUAGUUCUUGAAGUAGAAAAGCUCUGAUCCAGUCUGUUUCCCAGCUUGCGUUUCGUUUUAAAGAUCUAAUAGCUGAAAGUAGACGCGCAUGUCUAAAUUAAUCUUCCAAUGUUUGAUAUAUAUUUUUUUUUUAAAAAUCCCAAUAAUACCCAAUAUUUUUUUUUUUUUU
Messenger RNA from Aphis gossypii (cotton aphid), 4115 nucleotides. Its product is annotated as sodium- and chloride-dependent transporter XTRP3-like. Gene Ontology annotation, biological process: sodium ion transmembrane transport. Gene Ontology annotation, cellular component: membrane. Bases 517 to 2667 code for a protein of 716 amino acids. NCBI's taxonomy places the organism in Eukaryota, Metazoa, Arthropoda, Insecta, Hemiptera, Aphididae. The record is from RefSeq and is a predicted model, not a curated record. The transcript has 11 exons.